UUCUUUGCUCUGGGCAAUUAAUAAUGGCAGAGGACGUAAACGUGUGUCUUCGCUAAUCCUUGAUGAUAAUCAUCAUUUGCUUGCAGUUCGGUUGUGUAGUAUGGAUGAAAAUAUGAUCGAACACGGAUAGCCGUGUAUAGUGGGGCAGUGUUCAUGUGCAAAUAGCGAUACGUAGAUGAAAAGUAUGGCCAGUUCUGUCGUGCAGUUUAGUAUCACAAGCGAUGGAGAUGACAUUGAUUGCAAAAUACCCCUUGCGAAAUUAUGUUCACCUGUAAACUUGGAAGUUGCGGAGGCCAAGGAAGAGAUUCACCGGCUGCUCUUGACGAGUUCCAAGCAGUGCAACGCGAUUAUUAGCGACCUUUUUGGUUUAUACGUGAAAACAAAUUGUCGCGCGGCUGUCGAAAUCCUCUUGGAUCAAAGUCAACAAAAUCACGUGAACUUUCUGUUUGAGAAAAUGAACGAAGGAUUAAAACACAGAGCAAAGAAAUAUCCAACGUUAAUGUUGCUUUGGAGUGUAAUUCAACGACAGCCAUCAUGGCUUCACACAAUAAUAUCUGCAGGAUUUUUCAAUUCAUUCAUAAAGUGUCUCAAGAUUGACGAAGAUAUUGUGGUAUUAAUGGCGGGAAUUCUGAUCAUUGCGUCAUUGUUACCGUCGGUUCCUUCGCUUGUUGGAACCAUGUUGACGGAUUUCUACGAUAUUUUUGAAAGGAUUUUCUUGAUUACUGCUAAGAAGAAAGGAAUUGCUUCGGACACGCAUUUACUUCAUUUGAAAAUUGGCGUGAAUGUGUAUUUUCAUCGUUUGUACUCUAUGUAUCCUAAUCACACCAUUUCGUUUCUGAAAUCCUUUUACGAAUCAGCGCAUGGUAAGCACGGUGAAGAGAUGCACAGAUCACUCGAGGCUCUUUUGAGAUGGGUUAAAUUUCAUCCAUGGUUGGUCACUGAAACUGAGGAAACCGAAAUCGGCAAGAACAGAUGGAGAAGUAAAGAAGCCCAUGACGUUGUGAUUGACUGCGAGAUUAUAUCACUGGAACCCAGGUCCGUUCGUCUUCAGGAGAGCGAUCAUCUAUCAUCCGUGUGUACGUCACGCCCGAACACCUAUGACGUCAUAGCCUCGGAAAGCUCGGGCAUAUUAAGCAGCUCGUUUAACAGCGCUCAUCAGACGGCAUUUGGUGAGGAGGAACGUCUCGACAUUGCCACACAAACGGGCACAUCCUUACAAAGUGUCAGCUAUUGUUCAAAUCAAUAUUCACUAGAUAGUGGUGCAGAGAUUGGUAACUGCACCCCCCUGGUUAAAUCAUCUGCAAUGCUCGCCAGUCCCACCGCCCUAUGUAGUUUGUCAACACCUCCUUCGUCUAAGAACACAUCCCCCUCCGGGAGCAUUCUUGAUAUAUCAAUAGGGCAUACGUCGAUACAUCAGCUGAACUCAUUACUUCUGGAUGGAUGUAGCAAUGUAAGUCAAGAGAGACCUGCGACACCCAUCCAUUCUCAACAGAAGGAAAGGAAAGGCAUUCACACGGAGGGAAGUAAAACCUUUACACAAACCGAGGGUGUUCUUUGUGGUCAAAACACUAGGAUUAUGAACUCACGGCAGCUGCCUGUGGACGACUCUACACGAUGUGAUCCGACUUUGCAUGAUCCUUUUGAAGGUCAUCCUUCACUGUACAAGCAAAGCGCCAUUAAAGAUGAAUCGACGUCUAUCGUUUCACUUGGUCAACCAAGAUUAUCAAAUAAUCAAUACGCUGCAACGAAUAACGAAAUUGUCCUUCACAGUUACUCUUUCUUCGACAAGAACUCUUUGUCGCUUUUAUCGACCGUCGAGAAAGCGAAGAUCGUGAAAAGCAAAGAAAAAGCCUCAAUGGACACUAUAGAUUUCGAGAGUAAGAAGCCAAGGAACUAUGAGAAAACUAAGGUCAUGAACUACGAGAAAUUGGAGGAAAUGAAUUCUGAGAAAAUGGAAGGGAUGAAAAGUGAGGAAACGGAGGGGAUGAACAAUGAGAAAAUGGAGGGGGUGAACAGUGAGAAAACGGAGGGGGUGAACAGUGAGAAAACGGAGGUGAUGAACAAUGACAAAAUGAAGGGGGCGAACAGUGAGAAAACGGAGGGGAUGAACAAUGAGAAAAUGGAGGUGGUGAACAGUGAGAAAACGGAGAAAAAAAAUUCUGAAAAAACGGAGGGAAAGAACUCUGAGAAGACGCAGGUGAUGAACUAUGAAAAAACGGAGGUGUUGAACUAUGAGAAAACACAGCAGAUUGACUAUAAGAAAACGGAGGGGGUUGACUCUGAGAAGACGGAGGGUAUGAACUAUGAGAAGACAGAGGGUAUGAACUCUGAGAAGACGGAGGGUACGGACUCUGAGAAAAGGGAUGCGGUACGCGUUGAUUUAGAUAAAACUGUGCAAUCACGUGGACCACACAAAGAGAAGUCAGAUACAUUUUGUGCUGCGCCCAGUGAGAAGUGUGCAAUGCCUAAAGCUCCAUUAGAUUUACUGGAAACAUUACAAUCUUUCACGAUGAGUGUUUGUCGACAUUGUUUGGGUAACUGUCAUGGCAAGAAAGCGGAUCCUUUUGAAUGGGAAAGAAGUUUGUCUCCAUCACAGUUGCUCGAUCAAUACCUUUUGCUCGGGGCAAGCUUGCAGCGUGGAAAAUUACACAGUAUUCCGUUGGUGAGUCAAGAAGGGACGGAGUGGACACACUUCGGAGGAUCUGCUCCAAACGACGAAGUCAACCUUCUUCGUAGAGAGUUACUUUUAAUUCAAAGUGAACUGAUGUUUGAAAGACACAAGUGCGAUCUUCAUGCAACGAGAAACAGAAGAUUGAUUGGCAAAGCUUUUCAGACAAACGCUGUAAAAGAGGAGCUGGCUGCUUUAAAAGAUCAGUUUAAAGUUCAACAGAAAGAAGUUUGUGUAUUAAAACAGUCAUGCAAAGAUAAAGAAAAGGAAAACAGGCAAUUAAAAGAAAUAGCAGAUGCUUGGAACAAAAAGCAAGGUGAAAGGAUAAGGCAGUUGUCAGAAACAAACGAAACAUUGAUGACGGAAAAACUUCAUCUAGCUGAGGUUGUAAAGCAUUAUCGCUGCGAAAAUGAUAAACUGCUGAAGGAUAUAAAAGAAUCUAAAGCAAAGAUUUUCCAAUUGGAAAAUGAUUCGUCUUAUUUGAAAAUCGUGGAAAACGAGAAUGCUGUUUUGAAAUCUAAGGCCAACACGCAGUCGAUGCAAUUGCUGCUUAUGGGAGAACGGGAAGAGCGAUACAAAGAUGCAUUUCAGGUUUUACGGACCAUUGUAAAAAGAUCACCAGAAGAUGAAAAGAAAUUGGCCAUCUAUGAAAAAGAUUUAGAAGAAGCUAGAACAUUGGUCAACAAACAUAAAGCUGAAAUGUCCUUUUUCAAAUCAAAUAUUUUGGAAUUGGAAACAAAUUUGACCAAAAAGGAUCACCAAAUAACAGAUUUGAAAAAAUCAAUAGAAAGUAUUAAGAAAAUUUGGAAAAAUAAAUUGGAUGCGGUCGAAUCAAAAUAUGAAACAAUAAAAAGAUCCAAUCAACGACUCGAAGCGGAAGUCAUGAGUUUACAAUCGAAACUAGAAGCACGAAUGAAAGGCAGCGAUAGGUAGCAUAACAUACAUUUAUAUUUAGAGUAGAAAAGUCAUUUAAUUAGCACGUAUCUAGGUUUUCAAUUCAUUAAUGCCAGGCUAUCUUUAAGAAUUUUGUUAUUUUGUUAAUAACCUGGUUAUCGCAAGAAGAAAAUAUCCAAAUGCAUUCAGUGGCGAAUGAUGGAUAAGUAUUAAACAGUACAAAAAUCGAAGAUCUGUUCAGUACUUGUGCAGAAAAAAAAUACAAAAAAUGUAAUGCUUCUUGAA
Messenger RNA from Xenia sp. Carnegie-2017, 3847 nucleotides. Its product is annotated as hamartin-like. Gene Ontology annotation, biological process: regulation of cell cycle; negative regulation of TOR signaling; negative regulation of cell population proliferation. Bases 176 to 3601 code for a protein of 1141 amino acids. Gene Ontology annotation, cellular component: TSC1-TSC2 complex. The record is from RefSeq and is a predicted model, not a curated record. The transcript is spliced from 17 exons. Lineage: Eukaryota; Metazoa; Cnidaria; Anthozoa; Malacalcyonacea; Xeniidae.